Teleopsis dalmanni is the source of this 2492-nucleotide messenger RNA. Its product is annotated as oligopeptidase A. Lineage: Eukaryota; Metazoa; Arthropoda; Insecta; Diptera; Diopsidae. The transcript is spliced from 3 exons. Gene Ontology annotation, biological process: proteolysis; peptide metabolic process. The record is from RefSeq and is a predicted model, not a curated record. The coding region runs from base 107 to 2278 and encodes 723 amino acids. Gene Ontology annotation, molecular function: metalloendopeptidase activity.
UGCCGGACACUCGCGGUGUUGUGUAAACGUUUUUCUUUUGAAAAGAAGAGAAAAACACGAUUUUUCAAAAUAUAAAUAAAAGUUAUUAAUAAACAAUUAAUUUAAUAUGCUAACUGUGCUGCGUCGUUGUCAAAUUACCAAUGCAGCCAGAUUGCAUUUGCACACAUCAGCCACACGGGACACUGGUUACAUUGUGCUUGUACCUGAAAUUGGUGAAGAUGCACACGCUGGGGACGGUAUUAUAAAUCCAGAUGGCCUACCCGCAUUCAAUGACAUAACCAUUGAAAAUUGUAUGGGCGCCAUUGGCUAUCAAGCGGGCGCUGUGGAAAAGACUGUUAAGCGUAUUGAAGAUGCCAUUAAGGAACAAGAAGGUCGCGUCGAUACUUCACGCAUAUUUCGUGAACUGGACGAAGUGACGGGACCAUUAGACGCUACAUGGGGUGUGGCGAAAGCACUAUAUUUGGGUAACUCAACUUUGAUACCAACCAAAACAUACAUGAAUAUACAUGAGCGUGCCCGGAACGCACGUGCUUCAAAAUAUACCAACAAAACUCUUUUUAAUGCUAUCAGUAAACAGCAAAGCAAUAAUGAACAGGAAAGUCGACUAAUACAAAAAUAUCUAUUAGAAGGCAAACUAAAUGGGUUAAUGCUUGACGAAGAGAAACGCAAUACGUUAAAAGAUAUAUUAAACAAAUUGGGCAAAGAACGUGGUGAUUAUCGUUUCAAAGUUGAUAUGUCAAUAAAUGGCUUCCAACACAUGGUUAAAGAUUAUCAGCUGGUGCGUGAUUUUCCUCCAACAUUGCUAGAGUCAACAGCUAAAGAUCCAAAUCAACCUAUGCAAGGUCCAUGGAAAAUCACGCUGCAACCACAAAUUGUUGAGGGCUUUUUAAAAUAUUGUCCUGACCGUACACAACGUUGGAACGUGUGGCAGGCCAAUGUACGCAAGGCAACAGCACAAGUGGACAGAAAUCUAGAAAACAGUACACAUUUGGAAAAAAUACGUGGGUUACGUAAACAGCAAGCAAAUAUUUUGGGUUAUCCUACAUAUGUCGAUAUGUCAAUGGAGACGAAAAUGGUGCAUAGUGUAGAUAAUCUUAAGCAAAUCUUUGCUAAGCUUUUACAAUUUGCUGGUCCAGCACAAUCUGUUGAAAUACAGGAAUUACAAAAAUUCGCUACAGAACGUGGUUUCGAACAUCCUUUGGAUUUGUAUGAUAUUUCCUUUUGGCAGCGUAAAUACCUUAUCGCAAACUAUCAACUUAACGAGGAGAAACUCCGCGAAUAUUUUCCAUUGUCACGCGUGUUAGCUGGUCUGUUUGCAUUUAGCGAAAAAUUGUUAAAUAUUCGAAUCGCUGAGCGCAGAGAAGCAGUAGUUUGGCAACCUGCAGUUAAGUACUACGAUGUGUUUGACUGCGAUGCAGAUUCCUCUUCGACACCAAUCGGUGGUUUCUAUGUAGACUGUUACUCAAAAGAAAACAAAUUUGGCAAAAAUAAUGGCUGGAUGGUAAGCAUACGUAAUCGAAAUGAAGCAGCGGGUAACCUCACACCGUUAUGUGCGCUUGUCUUUAAUUUUACCGAACCUGUGUAUGGCAAACCUUAUCUACUUAGUUUAGAAGAUUUACAUAUGGUCUUCAAAACAUUUGGUUCAGCUAUGCAACAUUUAUUGACCAAAGCUGUUUUCACCGAUUUGGCCGGUUUAUCAAAUAUUGAGUGGGAUGCUUCACAAGUUUGUGGUAAUGUUAUGUGCAAUUUCUUAUCAGAUGUCGAUGUAUUAAAGCAUAUAUCUGGACAUUUUGCUAAUGAUGAACCCAUUCCCGAUGAGUUGGCACAACAAACAACUUUACUUAAAACAAAUUUUGCUGGUUAUAAUUUGUGUCAAGAACUAUAUCUGGCCGAUCUAGAUAUUGAAUUACACAAGUCAGAUAGUUUUUGGCUGGAUAUUGUAAAAAAAUUAUGGCCAAUUUAUCGUUGCUUGCCACUGGACAAGAAGGACGCUCAUCCUUGCUCGAUGGCUGAAAUAUUUUCAGGAGAUUGGGCUGCUGCAUAUUUUAGCCAUUUAUAUUCAAGAAUGAUUGCCGCUGAUAUCAGUGACGAAUUCCUACAAAAUCCGACUGAACUUCCAGCAGUUGGCAAACGUUUCAAAGAAGCAUUUUUGGCAACUGGCGGCGCUAUGCCCACAGCGGAAGUAUUUAGACGUUUUCGCGGACGUGAUCCCUCUGUUGAGGCUUUACUAAAAUCACUCAAACUACUGAAUACCACACAGACAUCAGGCGAACUUUAGUUUCUUUAUUAUUGAUAUUUUUUUUUUCAAUUUCCUUAUCAUUUGUUAAUACUUCAAAAGUAUUUAUAUUGUUGAGACGCGAGCGUAAUAUAUCGACGUGCACAUACGAGCUAUGUGCAUGCAUAGUAAUAAAUUGUUGACUAAUUUAUGGCAUUAUUUUGUAAUCUAAUAUGUUUUAAAAUAUAAUAUUAAAAUAUGUUUUUCUCAAACCAUA